This is a messenger RNA of Phyllostomus hastatus (greater spear-nosed bat), 836 nucleotides long. RefSeq names its product stathmin 2 (gene STMN2). The transcript is spliced from 5 exons. Gene Ontology annotation, molecular function: tubulin binding. Gene Ontology annotation, cellular component: growth cone; cytoplasm; neuron projection. Bases 143 to 682 code for a protein of 179 amino acids. Gene Ontology annotation, biological process: microtubule depolymerization; regulation of microtubule polymerization or depolymerization; neuron projection development. The record is from RefSeq and is a predicted model, not a curated record. Lineage: Eukaryota; Metazoa; Chordata; Mammalia; Chiroptera; Phyllostomidae.
UUGAUCCUUCUCUCGCACGGUCUCACUCUGCAGAAUCAGUGCCUUAUUCAGUCUUCUCUCGCUCUCUCUCACUGCUGCUGCUGCUGCUGCUGCUGUGGCUGGACUCUGCCUUCUCACCGCUCAGCAUCUGCACAUCCCUACAAUGGCUAAAACAGCGAUGGCCUACAAGGAAAAAAUGAAGGAGCUGUCCAUGCUCUCACUGAUUUGCUCCUGCUUUUACCCAGAACCUCGAAACAUCAAUAUCUACACCUAUGAUGACAUGGAAGUGAAGCAAAUCAACAAACGUGCCUCUGGCCAAGCUUUUGAGCUGAUCUUAAAGCCACCAUCUCCCAUCUCAGAAGCCCCACGAACUUUAGCUUCUCCAAAGAAGAAAGACCUGUCCCUGGAGGAGAUCCAGAAAAAACUAGAGGCCGCUGAGGAAAGAAGAAAGUCUCAGGAGGCCCAGGUGCUGAAACAGCUGGCAGAGAAGCGGGAGCACGAGCGAGAAGUUCUGCAGAAGGCGCUGGAGGAAAACAACAACUUCAGCAAAAUGGCAGAGGAAAAGCUGAUCCUGAAAAUGGAACAGAUUAAGGAGAACCGCGAGGCUAAUCUAGCUGCUAUUAUUGAACGUCUGCAGGAAAAGGAGAGGCAUGCUGCAGAGGUGCGCAGGAACAAGGAACUGCAGGUGGAACUGUCUGGCUGAGCCAAUGGAGGGUGUGGCAUGCCCCACUGCUGGGAAAUCCCCCUGCCUAUAUCAUAAUGGAUCACAUGAUAUCAGUAUGGAAAAUGUAUGACAUGGUUUAAAAAGAACUCACUAUUAAAAAAAGAAUCAAAAAAUAAAAGAAAUCAAUACGGUC